AUGUCUUCUUCUUCUUCGUUAUCACCACGUGUAGCAGCUAUUUGGGGUGCGAAUGGAAUAUCAGGUACAGCGAUGAUUGAUCUCUUGAUCGAACAAUCUUCGAAUGAAUGGAAUCAUAUUAUUUGCAUAUCUCGACGACCAUUUCAAUUAGAUAUAAAUGAUAAACGUAUCAGUUUUAUUUCUAUUGAUAUUCUUAAUUCUACUGUUGAUGAAAUUGUUAAUGAAUUAGAAAAAGUGAAUGGAAAAAUGAUAACAGAUAUUUUUCAUUAUACAUAUAUUGAAAAAUCGACUGAAGAUGAAUUAGAUCAAGUUAAUAAAAUUGUUUUAGAAAAAGCUUUAGAUGCUUGUGUGAAAAUUGCUGGAAAAACAAUAAAAUCAUUUUCAUUACAAACAGGAUAUAAAUAUUAUGGUGUACAUAAAACUAAAGAAGAUUUAGCUGCAUUACCAUUCAUUGAAAAUGCUCCUCGUCAUCAGGGUACAAAUUUUUAUUUUACACAAGAAGAUCUUUUAGAAGAUUAUGCGAAAAAACAUAAUUGGAGAUAUAUAAUUACUCGACCAGCAACGAUUAUCGGUGUUGCUAAAGGAAAUUUUAUGAAUUUCGCAGUAACAAUUGCAUUAUAUGCAACAAUACAAAAAGAACUUGGUCAACCAUUAUUAUUUCCUGGAAAUUUAAAAUCAUGGAAUAGAAUAUCAGAUCAUUCAACAGCUUCAAAUAAUGCUCGUUUUCAAUUAUGGAGUGUAUUAAAUGAAAAUAUUCAACACGAAAUAUUUAAUAUUGCUAAUGGAGAUCUUGUUACAUUUCGAGAUUUAUGGUCAAAAAUUGAAAAUUAUUUUGGUAUUCCACAUUGUGAACAGAAAUUGAAUGAAAAUGAAGCUCAAUUAAAAUUAGCCGAAUAUAUGCCAAAACAUAAAGAUGUUUGGAUUCGUAUUGCUCAAAGAGAAAAUCUUGAUGAAAAAGCCUUCGAUUAUGCUACAUGGGCAUUUGCCGAUGGUUCUUUAAGAUCACCACUCGAUAGAUAUGGUAAUUUAACUAAAGCUCGUGAAUUUGGUUGGACAACUAUAGUAGAUACGUUCGAUGGUUAUGCACAAUGUUUUGAUCGAUUAAAAAAAUUAAAAGUCAUUCCUUCAUAG
This is a messenger RNA of Adineta steineri, 1131 nucleotides long. The record is from the annotation of a GenBank genome assembly. NCBI's taxonomy places the organism in Eukaryota, Metazoa, Rotifera, Eurotatoria, Adinetida, Adinetidae.